AUGAAUUAAUUCAAGAAUAGUAAAUUAAAUACUUUAGGAUAUGUCAGAAAUUAUCACUCUGAUUUUGGUUCAUCUAAUAUAAUCAAUCAUACACUAUAUCAUAAAUAUGCAUCUUCUCAAAAUUAUUACUACACAAAAGAAAUUAAUGAUAUUUUAAAUAAAAACAGAACUUCAGCAACAAUUAAGUUUUAUGUAACCAAUUAAUGAAUAAUUCAGGAUGAUAUGUAAUAUUUAGAGAAUGAGGAAUGCAUGCCCAGACUAUAUUAAUAUGAUGAUUACUAAUCAAAAAUUUAAUUGUUGGUUGAGUUUUAUAAAUAUCAUCAUGAUUUGCCUAGAUUUACUGUAGACAAGGACAUAAUUUAAAUUUUGAAUUUGUAUUACGAUAAAAAAAGAAAAUUGGAGUAUUAUAAAAUAUAGAGAUAAAUAGAAUAUGAAAAUUUAUAGAAUCCAGAUCAACCUUAAAAAGGAAUAGUUGGAGAUAUACCUAUUUAAUCAUAAAGUACUCCAUAAUCAGAUAUUAAUGGAGAUUCUACUAUUAAUUAUAAUGUGGAUAAUAUUCUUUAAGAUGUAAUAAUAUUGUAAAAAAACUAAAAUUAAAUAUCUGAAUAAGAUAUAAGUUAAAUUACUAAAUUAUAGGAUGACUAAAAGAGUGAAAUUCAAUAAAUGCUUCAAAUUUUUGAUUAAGGAAACUAAAAGAAUAUACAAAAAUAUUCAAUUUAGAAAAAUAAUAGUCCAUCUUUUAAAAAACCUCUUAAAUUAAAUAACUAGAUACUACAUCAAUCAAAUAGAAAAUAAUAUACUUAAUAAUAAUAUGAUUUUAGAAUUCCUUUAACAACAAGAUAUCCUUCUUCCUCUCUCAGCAGAUUUUUGAAAACAUCAUAACAUGACCAUAAUCUUGAUUCUAAUUUAACUCAUUUGAUUAAUAAAUAUCCAUAAAGAAUAAAAACAAGAAUUGAAAAAAAAAUUGAGAAUAAAAAAGAUUUUAAAAAGUCUGUUCCAGAAAUGAAAUUAUUGGGAUUAAGAAUAUUAGCUUGUCUAAAUUAAAUAGAAAAAAACAAGCAAAAUGUUAAAUCAAUUUCAUCAUUUGAUAAUAAAGAUUUACAAAAGAUUUUAAUUUCAAUUAAUUAACCUACAUUCUCAACAAAAAUUAAACCAUUAAAAAGUUCUUCAACUCAAUCCAUUAAAAUCUCUAAACAAUUUAAUACAUAAGAAGAUUAAGUAUUAAAUUCAAGUCCAAGAAACUUUUAAACAAUUUAAACCCCAAGAUCUUGUUUAAAUGGUUCUAAAUAAAAAUAAUUCUUAGAUUCUAAAUAAAAAGAUAAUAUAUAAGGUUUAAGAAAACUAAUGGUAUGUAAGAAGGAUAAUGUUCUCAAAACUCAACCAAAUUUAGGGUUUAUUCCAAAACUUAAUCUUAAUAUAAUCAAUAAAUUUAAUACAAACUCUUCCUCUAAUACUCUUAGAAACAAUGGUUUAAAUCUCAAUAUUACUAACUAAUUAACACCAAAAUCUUAAACUUUUAGAUCUAAAAUAAAUCACUUAAUAAAUUAGCAAAUAAAAACGAUAUAAACCAACAAUAUAAAGAAUUCAAUCAAAUAAUGA
This is a messenger RNA of Paramecium primaurelia, 1599 nucleotides long. The record is from the annotation of a GenBank genome assembly. NCBI's taxonomy places the organism in Eukaryota, Ciliophora, Oligohymenophorea, Peniculida, Parameciidae.